Gopherus evgoodei (Goodes thornscrub tortoise) is the source of this 6867-nucleotide messenger RNA. RefSeq names its product ST8 alpha-N-acetyl-neuraminide alpha-2,8-sialyltransferase 3 (gene ST8SIA3). Gene Ontology annotation, molecular function: alpha-N-acetylneuraminate alpha-2,8-sialyltransferase activity. The record is from RefSeq and is a predicted model, not a curated record. Gene Ontology annotation, biological process: N-glycan processing; oligosaccharide metabolic process. The transcript has 4 exons. Bases 174 to 1316 code for a protein of 380 amino acids. NCBI's taxonomy places the organism in Eukaryota, Metazoa, Chordata, Testudines, Testudinidae.
UGUAAUUCCGCCUGGUGCCUGCUCGCAGCUCCCGUGGCUCCGGAUUGCCUCCCCCGCCCUCCACCCGCGACACACACGGCGCCAUCGCAGCUCGCUCGCUGUAACGCCAAUGGGCCGGUUUCUCUAGCUUCUCCCCCACCCCAUCCCCCCACAACUCCAUUGCUUUCCCAGGCAUGAGAAAUUGCAAAAUGGUCCGGGUGGCUAGUGUGCUGGGGCUGGUGAUGCUCAGCGUGGCUCUGCUGAUCUUAUCCCUCAUCAGCUACGUGUCCCUGAAAAAGGACAAUAUCUUCACCACUCCCAGAUAUGCCAGCUCGGGGGUGCCCAGAAUGUACAUGUUCCAUGCUGGAUUCAGGUCCCAGUUUGCACUGAAGUUUCUGGACCCUUCAUUUGUACCAAUUACAAAUUCUUUGACACACGAGCUGCAGGAAAAGCCUUCCAAAUGGUCGUUUAAUAGAACAGCAUUCUUACAUCAAAGGCAAGGAAUUCUCCAGCAUGUUGAUGUAAUAAAAAAUUUUUCUUUGACCAAGAAUAGUGUUCGGAUUGGACAGCUGAUGCAUUAUGAUUAUUCCAGCCAUAAGUAUGUUUUCUCUAUUAGCAAUAACUUCAGAUCACUGCUUCCAGAUGUCUCACCUGUCUUGAAUAAGCAUUAUAACAUUUGUGCUGUUGUUGGAAAUAGUGGAAUCCUUACAGGGAGUCAGUGUGGACAAGAAAUAGAUAAGUCUGAUUUUGUUUUUCGUUGCAACUUUGCUCCAACUGAGGCUUUCCAAAAAGAUGUUGGAAGGAAAACCAACCUUACAACCUUCAAUCCCAGCAUCCUGGAAAAGUAUUACAACAAUCUUUUGACCAUUCAGGAUCGCAAUAACUUUUUUCUAAGUUUAAAAAAGCUUGAUGGGGCCAUUCUUUGGAUCCCAGCUUUUUUCUUCCACACUUCAGCAACUGUUACAAGAACAUUGGUUGACUUCUUUGUUGAGCAUAGAGGGCAAUUAAAGGUCCAGCUAGCUUGGCCAGGAAAUAUAAUGCAGCAUGUCAACAGGUACUGGAAAAAUAAACAUUUGUCACCCAAGCGACUGAGCACAGGUAUUCUUAUGUAUACUCUUGCUUCUGCAAUAUGUGAAGAGAUCCACUUGUAUGGGUUUUGGCCAUUUGGAUUUGAUCCUAACACCAGGGAAGACCUCCCAUACCAUUACUACGAUAAAAAAGGAACAAAGUUCACUACCAAGUGGCAGGAAUCCCACCAGCUGCCUGCAGAAUUUCAGCUGCUCUACAAAAUGCAUGGUGAAGGACUAACUAAACUGACUUUGUCACAUUGUGCCUAAGAACUUAAAACUUGAAGUGCCAAAUGAUUGUUUAAAAAGUGCCCAAAACUGAAUUAAACAUUCUUUAAAAUAUAAUUCUAAAAAAAAAGAAAAAAACUUAAAAUAUUUUCCAUAAUAUAAAGAUGCUUUUUAAUCGCCCUUAUCACAACUCAUCAAAAGGUUUCAGCAUAUUUAGCAAUGCAGAAGUGUUUAUCAAAAUGUACCAACACUAUUCAUGGACCAGGAAAGUUUAAACUAUUUAAGAUAGAUAUUUUGCAUUUAUAGAUAUGCUACUAAAUACAUGUUUUAAAAUAUUUUCAUAUAUAUAUAUAUAUUUUAACAUUACACUAAAUGCCUCUAACCUCCAAAUUUUAAUGUUCCAUGGAGAUUAGAAUUAGAACCGUUAGUUUAAAAUAUUUUGCUUAUCUUACAGCUAUUACUAUUAGCAGUGAAACAAACACAUGUUGCCAUGGCUAAUUGGAGAAAGCUAAUUAACAUUUUCAUUUACUAUCGAGUUCUAGUUCUUUAGAACGGACUCUGAUUUUCACAGCUUGCAUAUCAUCUGUGGUCUUCUAUUUUAGAUUUUCCUAGGAAUAGUAUUAAAGUGAUAGGCCUUGUCAUAGCUAGAUACAUAAAUUGUUCUUAGGUUACCUCAGUGUCUUAAUUCAGUUUGAGACAAAUCCUAGAGGUGGACCCAUUUAAAUCAAUGGGAAUGUUGAAUUAACAUCAGCGUAACAGAAUUUGGCUGUUUGAUUUUAAAAUUAAUGUAUCAAGAUUAUUAAUACAACUUUUUUUUAAAAAAUUCUAUUCUGUGAUGAGGAGACCCCAGGAAUCCAAGUAAGGGCCCUUCUUAAUCCUAUCCAAACAUCUCCAAAGGGGGCUAGCAGUGAUUUUAGGAAUAUAGAUCCUUCGGAGGAGGAGCACCAUUUGUAAUAGUCUCUUUGACCUAGGCUCUUCUAUUUCUAAACUCCCCUUCAUCAGUGUUGUUGCUGCACUCCCAGUCUUCACAAGCCUAAGCCACAUAUUCUAAAGCCAUUGCAAGAAACGGGUUUUCUGCUUCAUAGUCCAUUGCACUACCAGCCAAAGCUCUAGUCCUGCAAUGAGCUCUGUGCGGCCUCUGGAGUCCAUCCAUGCAGCUCUCAUUACAGGAUCAGGGCUCAAGAUAGAAAUUAGAUUUUCACAUACAUUGUUCCUUUUUCCUUUUCGUGCUACUGUACCUCAAGCAUAGUUAUUCUAUGUGUUUGAGUAAUACAUUGUAUUAUGUUCCAAAAGUGGCAUCCAUAUUGGAAAUGCUAUACCCCAUCCUGUUGCUCCCUCUCCAUAUCCCCCUAAAACGAUGUGCAGAAACCAGAGUAAUCAUUAUAUUGCUCCUGGACAAGUGUAUAUAGUUAUGUCUAAAAAAAAAAGUGUAACGAUGAAACGUAAUUCGACAAAAAUCUUUGAUAGGUUUUUAUUUGGGAGCAGUGAGGAUAAGCUCAAUGCCAGCAAACAGAUUAAAACUACUGGCUAAAAUUUUCAAAUUUAGGUGCCAAAAAUUAAUCACCUAAUUCCAUAUUUAGGUAAAUAAACAUUCACUGAAGUCCAUGGGAGAUGCAGGUUUCUUUCUAAACCACUUUGAAAAUCAGACAACUUAUGUAGAGACCUAACUUUUGGGGCCUAAGUUUGAAAAUGUUGGCCAUUGUGUCUCAGGCCAAUUGAUUCUAAUACUUUUUAAAUUAAAACCAUUAUACUUUAAAAUAUUCUAACAAUUUUAUAUUAUUUUGUAUGGCUUUAAGUGAAGAAUAACUAAGCCCAGGAGGUAAAUGUGAUAAAGAUGUAAAACAUCACACAUGCUGCUACCUUAAUUUUUCCAAGAUUCUUUAUCUACAAAGUAGAAAUAGAAUUUAAGAAAGGAAAACUCCAGGGUAAUAUAAAGAAUGUUCUAAUCAGUGAGGAAUGGUCUCCCUUCUCCAUGGAAUCCACUGAAACCUUUGCACCUUGGCUUGAGAGGGCCAUGGCAGGACUGGUGAAGGAUGGAAAUGGGGACCACUGCUUUAUUUAGCAUACUCCCCUAAGCAUCCAUGGUGAAAUGCUGACCCUAAUGAACUCAAUGGGAGUUUUGCCUUUCAUUUCAAUAGGAAUUUCUCCCUCAGUUCUUUCCUGAGUGAAAAUCCACCUGAGAGUUAGGGUGAAAUUCUGGCCCUAAUCAGGUUAAUGGGAGUGUUAGCUCCAUUUCUAAGCUCUCACCUCUCUCAGGGGAACAUGGAUCCACCAUGCUACAACUUUAAAAAACUCUGAAUCCCAAUGCCUCUAGUGGAAAAGCAAAUUCUAUGUAGCUGACUUUGCAUCAUCAAACUCAGUCUCUGCUAUGCAGUGUUCUUAAAGUGGUAUUUCCACCAGUGAAGGACACCAGCCCCAUUCACUGACUGGAGAUCCUGAAACAGCAAGAGUUUUGAAACCAUUUUCAAAAUUCUUCUUUGAUUGGUGGAGAGGACAUAAAUCACAAAAAUUUGCUGGUUUUGUUUUGUAAAUAGAAACUUAAAACUGAAAGUGUUCAGAAGGAGGUUAGCCUAUAUCCAAACUCACAGAGUACAGAAUAUGCCAUCAUAGUGUUAAUGGAUGACUUCACACUCUCCUGUUUAGAAAUCACAUUAUUCCUAAAGUUUCUUUCCCAGUUGUGUAAGCCUGCAUCUGCUUUCCUGAUAUCUUUGUCUGUCCUGCUUGGUAUUCUUAAGAAUUCAUACACUAGAGUAUUGCUUAUUACAGGUGUUAUUAUUAAGUGGCCUGAUAGCGAUGAGGUACCAAUGUAUCGUGGCUCCAUAUGAUUAAUUAUUGCUAUUUUAUUUAUUAUUUGCAUUGCAGUAGCAUGUGGGGUCCCCAGUCAGGGAUUAGUUCUCCAUUGUGCUAGCCACAGUUCCAACACAGGACGAAAAGACAGUCUCUGCCCCCAAUGAUCUUACAUACUAAGAGAUACAAUACCUAGGUUAAGGAGCUGGGGCCCAGCCCUGCAAACGUCUGCCUUUGGACUAGUCCUAAUGAAGUCAGAUGAGUAAAGGUUUUCAGGAUUGGACCCAUCCCUUGUAACUCCUAAUCUGCCAUGUUACUCUGUGGGUGUGAUUGCUAUGGUACUCCUGAAGUCCAGUGGGAUGCACAGACUACUUUCUUCUAGCCAUGGACUGGCAUUGCUGUGUCUUUUGUGAGAAACUGCCAUAUGAUGCCUUGCAAAGUGAGGUGUUAUUGUGACUGAGGAAAGAGCGUGGGGAGUGUUCUAUUAAUUUAAAUGGAAUAGAUGGGUUAAAUGUGUUAGCAUAAUCCAGUCACUGUCCAAUAUUAAACAGUGAUCAACAAGGUUUGGGGUUUGGUAUACAGAACCCUCAGCCUGCUUAGUACCAUGGCAACCACAUUAUUAAAUAUCCCUUUUAACCUUUUAUUAAAGAUACAGCAAAGAGAGAAAAAUAGUUAAAGGAUGCAAAAUGUCAAGUAUUGAGUAAGGUUUUCAUGUUAACAACACCCCUUGUUCCCUUUCCCUUUAGCUGAAGAGAAUUUUUAGAAGGAAGAAAAAUCUUUGUUUGAUAGUCAUUAGAUGGAACCAAAAAUGAUGAUAAUUGUCCUUUGGGAAAAAUUGAUGAAGAUCAUUGAGAUGGGCUGGAGAUGUUGUUCCUGAUACUAUUGUUAAAGUUUGAUCCUAUUUCAUCCCAGAUGAUGUCUGGGAUUCAGCUGGAGCCAAGUAGAGGUGGUGAUAUGUUCUGAGUCUCUCUCUCUCUGGCCUGGUCUGGUCAGGACAUCUCUCAAGAUCAGGAUGAUGAAGGCCCAGGAGUCCUAAGAGGUGGUGGGGUGGCUGCCAUGAUGGUGAAGCUUGCUCCAGUAGCAAUUUUUUUCCCCAAAGUCUUUUUCUUUUAAAGACCCCGAAAAGGAAUAAUGGGUGGAAUAGCACAUCCCCUCAUUAUUUCGUCCACCAAUUAAGCCUACUUCUGGCACAACAAUUUUGGUUCACUAAUUUCUGGUUCCACACUUUUCUUUCUUACACACAGGAUCUUAACGCAGUCCUUGGGUUAUAUCAGUAGGUCUUUUUGUAUGGACUAAUUCAGUCUUCUCCAUUUUGUACCUUUUCCCAUCCACUGUGACAUCUUAUGAACUUACACUGACUUUUUACAAUGGAACUCACAAUUCAGGUAAAUUUGUAAGCCCAGUUAUCGCAGCUUGGGGUGCAGAGGGAGUAAGAGAGGAGCAACAGCCCAAGAAUUAAGUUCUGAGCAAUUGUCUUUUUCUGGGUGCCUGUGUCUAAGGAAGGUGAAAACAUUAUUUACCAUAUUUUUCAAAAAGGAAGAAGAGAGUUAUGAAGGGUAGGGUUCUGCACUAAUUAUUAACUAGGUACGUCAAUUAAACUUUUCCAAUGUACUUUAUUAUUGGAUUGUACAGCACGUGUGUGUUCACUGUAGAAGUUAAAUCCAUUCUUAAUUCACUGCUAUGUAUAACAGAAUAUUCUUAGUCUAAUUUAAUAUACACACACAGCCACCAAUACACACCUAAUUCUAUAAACAUUGUAUCAUAUUUUGUACUGUGUGGAACUCAAUCACUGGAGAACAGGAAAUAUUGCAGGAAGGUUCAUAGUUGGUAGCUGGCAUUUUAAUUAAGUGACGGAUUAUUAAUUUAAACAAUGGGAAACUAUAAUUUUAAUCUAAUUAAGUAAAUAUGAACAAUUAGCAUCAUAUUUGUUUUAAUGCUGAGGCCAAUAUGUUGUAUAUAUUUUUCAGUUGCUGGCUCUCAACAAUAAGAAAUUAUAUUGGCCAACAAUGUCAGUGUUUGGCUACUGUACACUGUUUACAUAACAUAGUUAUGUGCAAGUUAGGUACAUAGUUAUGUACAAGUUUAGAUUACUAAUGAAUUUAAUUAGAUGUAAUCACAAGCAAAUAUGCACUCAUCUAAAUGAAUGUUCUUUCCAUCCAGUCACAUAGAGCAUCUUCAAGAGAUAUUUUCACAAAGGGGAGCAAUCUAUUUAGGGCCAGAUUCCAACACCUUUAUUCUAGUUUAAGAUCACCUUACUGCAUGGGUUAUUCCACUGUCUUCUUUCCAUUGACUUCAAUGGGAAUACCCAUGGAGUACGGUAUUACUGGAUCUGAAUAAGAGUAUCAGAAUCUUUUCAAAUGCAGUGGACCGUCUUAUAAUAAAGUCAUCAUUUUUUCACAGUGCAGCAUCACUCCAAGCAGGAAUUCUCAAGAUCCAAAACUUUAUCUGGUACAUUUCAGUGUAUUGAAAUAAUUUCAGCUCUAAAUCUACUUCACUAUGGGGUCCCGUGCCAUCAGAGUUCAUCAUGAAUUCUACCGUUUAGUAUAGUGGCAACAUUUGGAUCUGAAUCUCUAUUUUGGGUUGGUGUCCUGAUCUGGAGUUUUGUUCCGCACUGCUCUACCAUUUCCUGUUCAGAAAGUGGAUUUAUUUCUCCAGUAGAGCUAGUCAGAAAAACUUCAAUGGAACCAUUUUCCAUUGGAAAAAGAGGUUCCAAUGAAAUCAAAAUGCUUCAUGAAAUUGUGUUGAAAAAAAGGAAAAAAGUUUCUAAAAUGUUAACAUGUCCCAUUUUGACAUUUUCAGACCAAAA